UAUUUUACACACUCUUAGCUGAAAUAAAAUAGAUAGAUAAAGUCCACACCACAGACCCAGCACAUGUUGUCAUGGCAACAAUGACAUUCCCUGUUUGAGGCCCCAUCAAAAUUCAAAGAAUAAUGCGUUUAUUUCUGAAAAUGAAGCUUGUAAAGAGAGCAAUUUCUGAAGGCACGAUUAGAUUGAUUCCUGACUUUUGCUAUGAAGCAAUGAAAUGAUGAGUUUGAGAACUCACAUCUCACAAAUGCGAGCCUCUUAUAGGUGGCCAGUUAGGAUUUUCUGAAUAUUUAUUUAAUUUUUACUUGAUCCCGAACUUGUUAUUUUUUUUACUGUGUGGUUUUUUUGUUUAAUUUUUGAGGCUGAUUAACUCCUCAACAUGGGUAGAAAAGGGAAAGGAGGAAAAGGCAAAAAAGGGAAAAAGGGGAAAAAAACUGAGGAAGAAGACAAAAAUCUUUUAACAGAGGUGGACAAAGAAUUCUAUGAGCUACAAAUCACCGACCUGAAUCGAAAACUUGCAAGACUUCGAUCACAAUGUGCUGAACUUGAGCUCAGCAACACAGAUAUAUCAUCACAAAGAAACAAGCUAGAGGAAGAUCGAGCAGAUGUUAUAUCUUUUCUUAAUCGCACCUUAUCAGAAAAAGAAGAUGACAUCCUUGAGCUUAAGGAGAGGCUGGAAGGGUUGCAACAGACCCGUGACAUGGAAACUAAAGCAUUCAGGGAGAAGGUUGAACAAAUGGAACAAGAAUUUAAGGCAAUGCAAUUGCAACUCACAUCAGAAGUUAAACUUUUAGCUGGAAAAUUGAAUGCUCUGGAUGAAUUUCGAGUUCAACGUGAUGACCUGAUGGCAAAGUUUGUCACUCAAGAAAAGCAAAUGGAGGAGCAGACUCAAAACCAUGCACGAGAGCUGUAUGAAGUAGAGCGCAAAUUUAUUGUUGGGAAAGAUAGCUUGAAGAAGGAGAUGGAAACAAGGCUACUCCAGCUAUCAACAGAGUUUCAAGAAGCCACGGAAUCUAGAAUAGCUAGUACCACUCAUAGAGUGAUAAGGGAAAACAUAGCAAUCAACAAUGAGCUUGAUUUGAUGCUAGUGUCAACCAAAGAACUGACAGAAGAAAACAGCCGUAUGAGGGAGAAAGAUAGAGAAAUGAAAUUGACAGUAGAGUUGCAUGAAAAGGAGAAAAAAAUGGCUCUUAACAGAAGUGAAAUGCAAAGCAAGCUUAUAGACAGACUAUCUGUGGAACAUGCAAAGCUAUCAACUCGUGUAAAAGAGCUGACACACUACCAAUCACUGUCAGAACAGUAUAAAAAACAAUUAUCUGAAGCUGAGGAACGGCAUAAUAAUAUGUGCACAGAAAUGCGUAAACUUAAGAGCCAACUUUUCUCAAGUGCUUCUGAAAGAGAACAUAUGCUCCUGAAAGUGGCUAACAUGCGUCAGUACGCAAACAGAGUGAACAGCACGUUACUUGCGGCAGUUAAUGCUAUUAAACAGGCAUUGGAGAUUCAAGACCAUCCAUCAGGAGAUGAGCCACUUGAUCUGGCUCUACGGGACAAUCUGCUUGCAACACUGCUGGAAAUGCUUACGAAAUAUGACUUGUGCAACCUGCAGCCAAAUCCUAAGGAGACAGGGUCGUUAUCAACCAUACAGCUUUCACUUCUUGCAACAUCUACAUCUGCAUCUGGAUCUGCAUACCGCAGCGGCGAUUUGGGCCUCGUGCCACGAAAGGAGGAGACACACACACCCAGCACAGAACCAGAUGCGCCAGUGGCACAGUGACAAGUAUUAAUUAUAGGAGCAGUAAAUGACCAUAACA
Messenger RNA from Thrips palmi, 1808 nucleotides. Its product is annotated as cilia- and flagella-associated protein 157. The record is from RefSeq and is a predicted model, not a curated record. Gene Ontology annotation, molecular function: microtubule binding. The transcript is spliced from 10 exons. The coding region runs from base 377 to 1771 and encodes 464 amino acids. NCBI's taxonomy places the organism in Eukaryota, Metazoa, Arthropoda, Insecta, Thysanoptera, Thripidae. Gene Ontology annotation, cellular component: ciliary basal body; cilium.